Molecule: messenger RNA, 3978 nt
Organism: Manihot esculenta (cassava)
Lineage: Eukaryota; Viridiplantae; Streptophyta; Magnoliopsida; Malpighiales; Euphorbiaceae
Product: pentatricopeptide repeat-containing protein At5g40410, mitochondrial
Exons: 1
Coding region: 334-2187 (617 amino acids)
Biological process (GO): RNA modification
Molecular function (GO): zinc ion binding; protein binding; RNA binding
Source: RefSeq, a predicted model, not a curated record
CCACUAAAUUUCCAAAAUAAAAUAGCCACUGAAGUGUAAUACUUGAGGGGUCAUGAUGUCUUCGUAAAAGCUAUAAAAUGAAGACAUUGGGAUCGCUAUUUUGAAAUUCAGUUAGGUUUCCUGCAUUAAGAGUUGUUUACAGUUACUGGAAAUGUAGCUGCAGGGCAAAAACAAAGAAUAGAUAAAGCAGAUGGGUCGUAACCCAACCCAUGUUCUGGAAGAAAAAGGGCAGGAGAACGAUUGCCUUGCUUCAAUUCAUAUCACCUGUUGUUUUUUUUUGGGGGGGAUCAAUUCUCUCCAUGGAGAUUUGAAUUGUAAUUAUGCAAGAUAAAAAUGAAAACUUCUCGCAUAACUUCUACGUUUUUGCUUUUAUCCGAGUUUAUGAGCUCAAGAAAGGCUUUUUGCAAUACCUUUUCUUCCCAAUCUUCCCCCCAAUUUCAUACAUAUUCAAGUUUAGACUCCCAAGUGUCAGCUCUUAUCCUUUCAAUAAGGUCUUGUACUUCGAUCUCUUAUUGCCGUUUGCUUCAUUGCAGGGUAAUCAAGUCUUUAAGUUACAAUCAUGGUUUUAUUGGUGAUCAGAUAGUGGCUGCUUAUGUUAGUUUGGGAUGCACUGAAGAUGCGGAGAAAUUGUUCGAUGAAUUGCCUGACAAGGACUUGGUCUCUUGGAAUUCUCUAAUUUCUGGGUUUGCACGUGGAGGAGAUUUGGGUAAUUGCUUAAAAGCGUUUUCCAGGAUGAGGUCUGAAUCAGAUAUGACACCCAAUGACGUUACACUUAUAUCUUUAAUUUCACCUUGCACUGAUACUGCAGCUCUUGAUGUGGGCAAGUACGUUCACGGGAUUGCAAUGAAAUUAGGUAUUCUUUUGGAGGUGAAAGUUGGUAAUGCUCUUAUUAACUUGUACGGAAAGUCUGGAUGUAUGGAUAGAGCUUGUCUAUUAUUCGAGGAAAUGCCUUUGCAGAAUUCGGUAACAUGGAAUUCAGUCAUUGCAGUUCAUGUUCAAGUGGGAUUGGCUGAGGAAGGAUUGAGAUAUUUUUUUAUGAUGAGAAGGGCUGGAACUGUUGCUGAUCAGGCCACUCUAGUAACCUUGCUUCAGGCGUGUGAAAAUCUAGGUGUAAGGAAACUGGUAGAGGCUAUUCAUGGUUACCUCUUCAGCUGUGGUCUUAAUAUGAACUUAGCUAUAGCAACUACAUUGUUAAAGUUGUAUGCCAACUUGGGUAUAUUAAGUGCUUCUCAGAAGGUCUUUGGAGAGAUGAUUAAGCCAGAUGCAGUGGCAUGGACUGCCAUGCUUGCAGGCUAUGCAGCACAUGGUUGUGGGAAAGAUGCAAUAGAACUUUUUGAACUCAUGGUUAGAGAAGGUGCGGUACUUGAUCAUGUUACAUUCACUCACUUGUUAAGUGCUUGUAGUCAUUCAGGGCUAGUAAAGGAGGGAAAAUAUUACUUUGAGAUUAUGUCUAAAGUUUAUGGAGUUGAACUGAGGGUGGAUCACUAUUCAUGCAUGGUAGAUCUGCUAGGGCGCUCUGGACUUUUAGACGAAGCUUAUAAGCUUGUCAAAAGCAUGCCAUUAGAGCCAAAUUCUGGUGUCUGGGGCGCUCUUAUUGGCGCAUGUAGGGUCUAUGGUAAUGUUGAACUUGGGAAGGAAUGUGCAGAGCAAUUGAUUGCUUUAGACCCAUCAGACUCUAGAAACUACAUCAUGUUAUCAAAUAUGUAUUCUGCAGCUGGUCAAUGGAGAAAUGCUUCAAAGGUGAGGGUAUUGAUGAAGGAGAAAAAUCUCAUCAGAAAUCCUGGAUGUAGCUAUAUAGAACAUGAAAAUAUAAUUCGUAGCUUUGUAAUGGGUGAUCAAUCUCACCCUGAGACAGAGCAAAUAUAUAAAAAGUUGGAAGAGCUUAUUGGGAGGAUUAGAAAUGCAGGAUAUGCAUCAAAAACAGAAUUUGUUCUGCAUGAUGUUGGUGAGGAUGUGAAAGAGGAUGUCAUCAAUAAGCAUAGUGAGAAGUUAGCCAUUGCAUUUGGACUUUUGAUGACUAAUGCUAACAUGCCAUUAAUUAUAACAAAGAACCUCAGAAUAUGUGGUGAUUGUCACAGCUGGGCAAAAUUCAUAUCACUGAUUGAGAUGCGUACAAUAAUAAUUCGGGAUACAAAGCGGUUUCACCAUUUUGCCAAUGGAUCAUGUUCUUGUGGGGAUUAUUGGUAAUUCUCAACACUAACUCUUGAUAUUAAGUUAUAUUUAUACAAAUUACUCCCUUGUGAUAUCAAUAGAAGCAAUUCUUCAUAGCAAAAUAUAGCAUGCUUACAUUUAUAACUUGAUAUUGAAUUAUCUAGUUGUUAAGGUCUAGUUGUUAAGGUUUAGUUGUUUGGCAAUUUAUAUUCGUGUUAGAGCUAAAUGGUGUGUUAGCCUACAGGUCAGUGUUGGUCAGCAAAGUAGAGGAAAUAGGUGGUUCUAGAAAUAGCGAUUGUAGAGAUAGAACAAAAGCUGUAAAUAGAGUGAUUAUUGUAGUAAACUGACCCUUUUGGAAUAAUCUGGUUAUUGUUUAAUUCAACAUAAAGGUAUAGCUGUUACAAUAAGGGAAGGAAUUAGACUAACAAGUAAGUGGCACAAGGCUUGGCUAUGAAUUAUGAUCAAGAGAUGAUACUUCAGUUUUUUUUUUUUUUCUCUUCAAACAGAACAAAUUACACAUAUUGUGCCAAAGACAUCACUUCUUACAUGACUAUCUAUCACUACGAAUCCAUAAUUUUCCUCUUCAUUGUCUUCUGACUCAUUGAUGCUUGAACGUUCAACACUGAAAAUGGUUCUCUGCCUUCAGCAGCCUUGUUUCAGCCCAAACUUUGAAAUUACACAAUCUGUAGCAAAAAUAUGAGAGGAAAAAGUACCUCUCCCAUUAUUGGCAUGACUGCAGCGAUUAUGACUCGAGUUUGAUAACCUGGUUUGUAGGUCACUCCCAAAACACUAAAAAUUAUAGGGUGGAAUGGUGAUUCCAUAUAGGCAUAUUACAUGAAAUGACAAACCAUUAAAAAGUUAACGUAUAGAUGAAUCUUUUUUUUAUACGGGGUUCACUUAUUUCUUUGAGGGUAUAUUUUAUCUCUUUACUGAAUUUCUAUUGGCUUACAAAUUCUAUAUAGACAAUCCUACAGGAAUCACAUCACCAUAAAAUUACUCCCCAAAACCCCAUCCAGCUUCUUGCUUUUGAAAUUUUAGAGCAAACCACCAUCCUCCGUCACAUCAUAACUAUGCACCCUUUGAUACUUCUCAGAUGAUUGGUUUCGUUAUUUUUGGCCUCCACUCUUAGUACCAUAACAUGCUCUUCCUCUUCCCACUUUGCUGCUUUUUGUGCGCAAUUGUAUGAGAUCCAAACAAGACUCCAAUGGACUGACUACCAAGCUCAAGUUCUUGUCCUUAUGUCACAAUCUGAUUGACAUCCAAGAAACUUCCCAUUAGUAUCCAUGAGAUAUGACCGUAAAUGCUUAAUGAUGAUAUGCCGUUUAGUUUUUCACAUGAAACGUGUUGAACAAAAAAAGUAAUAUCCUAAAUAUAUCUAUCUUUCUCUAUUGCGUCACAAUGGUUAUUUCUUCUUUGAUGUGUUGAUUCACUAAUUAAUAUAUAUUAGACUUUUUGCAAUAUAUAUAUUAUAUUAUUGAAAUAUCUAACCGAGAGUUUGAAUAUUUAAUAUGUAGUAGUGAUCACAUGAAGGUACAGGUAUUCUAUAUAAAAUAAUAAGCCAAUCUGAAAUAAACAUGUAGAUUAUUAUAUUUAUUAAAUUCUUUUAAAAUAUUAUUUAAUUUGCAUAUUUUGAAUAUAACACUAAGCAAUUGACCUCUUGUUCUUUCAUCUUUUGCAUUCAAAGACAAUUCCUUCACUCUGUUUUCUGCCACAUUAGUUAAGUCUAAUUUAUUUUAUUAACACGCUAUUAAAACAUAUCGCUAUUUUAAUUUUAGCAACACAAUUUUUUUUCUUUUUAAAACUGCACGCAAAAAUUUAUGCCGGGUA